GGUGUUUCCAACAAUUUCUAGUAAGCACUGCAGAUCAUCUUCUCCGCAUCUGUAAUUAAUAUCCAUCUCUUCUAUAUAUCUUGAUCGUCUUGUAACGUCAGCGCUUGGUGAGACGCGAUCACACCAAGAUACAUGGCUUCCACAAUGACUGAAGAGGAUAUUGGCGUUGGUGAAACUAUACCUCCGCUAACGGCGCAUGCCGUCAGCGUGUCGUUGCCAACAUGGAGGGCAAAUGUGGGAUACGAGGAAGGGCAGGACUGGGUUCUCAGUAAAAUGCAAUCCGGCUACCCAAGAUUCUUCGUACACAAGUCGAUACAGGCGCUUGCAGCAGCGAUUGUCCUCAAGUAUGGUUUGCCGGGAGAGACGGCGAUGCUCUUUCCAAGGUCAUCCUGUGCAGCCCGGUGUAUUGAAUUCUUCAACACCCAGGGGGUAAAGCUGGACUCGAAAGAACUCCGGAUUGUCGACCUGGUUCCGACGAAAGAAUUCAUAGAGCAAGCCACGGCGGGAAAGUUCAUCCUACCCCGAAUUUCAGCGGUCAUUUUCCCAGAAGAACACUUUCCUACUGCAAAGUCAUUCUGGCAGCACACGGGCGAAGGUGUCUCGAGUCGACGAGCAGAGUACGCUCACUCGUCAUUUCAGAACGGGCUAUUGAUCAGCAAAACCCAAGCGGAAGAGAGUGCAAGACUAUGUAGAGGUCCCAGGCGGUAUCAACGGCGGACAUCGAUCGAGCGGACCGGCCCGGAAAACGCAGUCACUGGUAUUCCCGAGACUCAGGAUCCAACCCAGUAUGUGGAAGAACGGUUCGGGAGAAAUCUGGAGAUGGCCUUCGCAGACAAUGCGAAGACUGCCAUUCGACGGAGAAUUGCAGGAGGUCUCACCGAAGAUGUGGAUCUGGCAGAAGCGAUGCGGAGGGAAAAAGAAGAAUCCUCAAUCCAACGGAUGCCUGGGCUGUCAGAAGAUGAUGUUUAUUUGUAUCCUUGUGGAAUGAAUGCAAUCUUCCAGACGUUUCGCUCCCUGGCGAUCGCUAAAGGAAAGCAAUUGAAGAGCAUCGAAUAUGGGUUUCCGUACAUCGAUACGUUGAAGAUUUUACAGAAGUUCGGGCCCGGGUGCCUGUUCUACGGUUUUGGAUCCGCCGAAGAACUGGAUGAUCUGGAACAGCGCCUCGAGAAGGGUGAAAAAUAUCUUGCUCUCUUCUGCGAGUGUCCCGGCAAUCCGCUACUGAAAACGCCAGAUCUUCAGAGGAUUCGCUCGCUGGCUGACAAAUAUGGCUUUUAUGUGGUCGUUGACGAAACGGUCGGAAACUUCCUAAACGUGAGGGUGCUGCCAUAUGCCGACGUCGUGGUCAGCAGCUUGACCAAAAUCUUCAGCGGCGACAGUAAUGUCAUGGGUGGGAGUGCAAUCCUGAAUCCUAAUGGCGAGUCAUAUUCCGAGAUCAAGAAGGUUUGGAACCAAGACUAUGAGGACAACUACUGGGCCGAAGAUGCGCUAUUCAUGGAGCGCAAUAGCCGAGACUUUGUCUCCAGGAUUGAGCGGGUCAAUACAAACGCGGACGCUAUCAACGAAGUCCUUCUAUCGAGUCCGAAAGUGAAGGAAGUCUAUUAUCCCAAGAAUGGGUCCACAAGAGAACUUUACGACCGCAUCCGCACACCAAAUGGCGGGUACGGCGGCCUACUCUCCGCAACUUUCUACUCACAGAGCGAUGCGAAGACUUUCUUUGACAACCUGGACACGGCCAAAGGUCCCAGCUUGGGGACCAACUUCACCUUAAGCUCACCGUACGUGAUUCUGGCACAUUUCACUGAACUUGACUGGGCCGCGUCGUUUGGUGUGGACGUCGAUCUCGUGAGAGUGUCGGUGGGGUUGGAACCGACGGAUCAGCUAGUUGCAACGUUUCAAACGGCUCUCGAUGCCAUUAAAAACGACUCCUGAAAGACUUGCGAAGCAGUGAUGCCUCGUUUCCGCUCGGCGACUCCGAGGAGUUCUAAGGAGGGAGACGGAACACAGUCAGCAAGGCAUCUAGGCGGCGGAAUUGGAAGCUAAAACUUGGAGUGGUGCCUUUUGCAAGUUGCAGUUACGGCUCACAGUCACGCUUGACAGAUACAGCAAUUAGCAUGGCAUCAUCAAACCCUAUUGCAAACCAUUUCAGCGUCCAGAUAUUUCCAGUCAUAUGGACGAGAACUAAGAAAUGGAUGGUGUUAAG
Messenger RNA from Eremomyces bilateralis CBS 781.70, 2200 nucleotides. Its product is annotated as PLP-dependent transferase. Gene Ontology annotation, molecular function: cystathionine gamma-synthase activity; pyridoxal phosphate binding. NCBI's taxonomy places the organism in Eukaryota, Fungi, Ascomycota, Dothideomycetes, Eremomycetales, Eremomycetaceae. The transcript is spliced from 8 exons. Bases 133 to 1929 code for a protein of 598 amino acids. Gene Ontology annotation, biological process: transsulfuration. The record is from RefSeq and is a predicted model, not a curated record.